UUAAGAAAUUCUAACAAAACAAGUUACAAUAACAAAAAAAUAAACAAGUGUAUAUUUGAUAAUUCUUUCAACAAAAAAACAAAAAAACGUUUGUUGCAUGCAACAAUACUUAAAAACACACUCAUUCAUUCAUACACUCACUCUCACACACACACACAUUCAAAUCUGCAGCUUCCUCUGGAACCGGUUACCCACCAUAUUUAAACUAAAUAAAUCAGUGAAGAAAUCAAGUUUUAUACAAUUGCACCUGUUUGUGGCAGCUUAAAUUGCACAUGAUUGCUUUGCCACGCUAAUAUACACAACCCAGCCUCAUAUGCAAAGUUUAAUGGCCUAAAGGAAACGCAACCAUCUACCAACAUAAUAACAUGUUUGCAACAUAAAUGCAAAAAAAUAUAAUAAAAACUUUUUGCUAAAAAAUAAAGCAAAAAGACCAGGAUUAAAUAAACAAAAAAAAUAAUAACCUGAACAUCAACUACCAACUAUAGUUAAACGUUAAUGGCUAGUAGUGGUUUUUAUGCAGCAUCUUUAAUACUUUGUUAAAUUCAAACUCGAUUUAUUUUUGUAAGUGUACGUACGUACAUACUACUGUGCUGGCAUUAUUUAUUUGCUGUAGCUGUGGAACACAGAAAUACUUUGUUGUUUUUGUCGUUAAUCAGGAAAUUUUUUUCUACAAUUUUAUGGCGUUUGCAUCCUGACAGUAAGUUGAGACUAUAAAAAAACCAAACACACAUAAUAUGCCCUCGAAAAAUACGCUCCUGUUAAGGCCCAGCCCACAACGCCAACGCUACCACCACAAGUUGCGAUCUUCAACAUCACCAUCACCGUCUUCAUUAUCGCCCUCACCAGAUGCUAGUUUAAAUAAAAACAUUCCUUUAACUAAUGUUCUUGUAAUAUGUUUCCUUUUGGUCAGUCUGCAGGCAGUUGAGGUGAUGGCAAAGGUUAAAACGAAAAAGAAUUCGAAUAUACAUUUUAACAAUAAUGAAGAUAAUCUGAAAUCCACCUCCGACGGUCAGCACUUUGCCAUGGAACCACAAGAUCAAACGGCGGUAGUGGGUUCGCGUGUAACUCUUCCCUGUCGGGUUAUGGAAAAGAUCGGUGCUUUGCAGUGGACUAAGGAUGAUUUUGGCUUGGGUCAACAUCGUAAUUUAAGUGGUUUUGAGCGUUACUCUAUGGUGGGCAGCGAUGAAGAAGGUGAUUUUUCUUUAGACGUAUUUCCAGUCAUGUUGGACGAUGAUGCUCGGUAUCAGUGCCAAGUGGGACCUGGUCCUAAUGGUGAAGCUGGCAUAAGAUCACGAUUUGCCAAGCUAACAGUGUUGGUGCCACCUGAGGCUCCCAAAAUUCUGCAGGGAGAUCAUUUGGUAACAACUGAAGAUCGUGAAAUUGAACUGGAAUGCGAUUCGGUGGGAGGAAAGCCAGCGGCAGAGAUCACCUGGAUCGAUGGCUUAGGCAAUGUUCUAACAAAAGGCAUUGAAUAUGUCAAAGAACCCUUAUCCGACAGUCGUCGCAUAACGGCCAAGUCCAUAUUGAAAUUGACCCCCAAGAAAGAACAUCACAAUACCACCUUUACAUGUCAGGCACAAAAUACAGCCGAUCGUACCUAUAGAUCGGCUAAAAUUCUCUUGGAAGUGAAAUAUGCUCCUAAGGUUACAGUGUCUGUGGUAGGAGGAGCUUUGGCUGGCGGUCGCAUACCAGAAAGUGCAGAGGUUAUACUAUCAUGUCAAGCUGAUGCUAAUCCUCCUGUACAAACUUAUCGCUGGUUUAUCAAUGAUGAACUGGUGACCGGAGAUUAUACCACCAAAAUGGUGAUACAUAAUGUUUCCCGGCAAUAUCAUGAUGCCAUAGUUAAAUGUGAAGUGGUAAAUGCUGUGGGUAAAAGUGAAGAAAGUGAAACUUUGGACAUAAGUUAUGGUCCAGUUUUUCGCCAACGACCUGUUUCCGUAGAGGCUGAUUUAGGCACUAGUGUCACAAUGCGCUGUGAUGUUGAUGGCAAUCCCACACCUGAUAUAGAAUGGAUUAAUGAAAAUUCCGAUCGCGUAGUGGCCACCACAGCCAAUAUAACUUUAAAAGUUACUGCAGAUACGGCUGGACGUUAUUAUUGCAAGGCUGUUGUAGAUGGCUUUCCUGAAAUAGGUGCUGAAGCCACGAUUUAUGUCAAGCGGGCUCCCAUAAUCACUUCGCACAAGGUGCAAUUUGGUGCCGUGGGUAAUCGUGCCAAAAUCGAUUGUUUAGCCUUUAGCAUACCAAAAGCUGAAAGGAUUUUGUGGUCUUAUGAAGGAAAAAUUAUAAAUAUGUCUACGGCCGAUCCAGAUUUGUAUAUAUUCGAAGAACAUCAUUUGCCCGAGGGCGUCAGAGCGGCACUGAUAAUCAAAGAAAGUCGUUCGAAUCAUUUUGGCAAAUAUAAUUGUACAGUUGUAAAUUCAUAUGGAAGUGAUUCGUUGUUAAUUACUUUAAUACCAGAACCUGGUUCGGUACCCGUCCUUUUGGUGGUCAUGGGCUCUAUGUCCUCGGUGGCCAUUAUCCUUAUGGUUGUGAUGCUCGUGAUUGUGUAUAUGAAACGUAGCAAGAAAAAGCCCAUGCCUGCAGAUGUUAUACCCGAAGCAUCUCGUGGCGGUGAUAAGUUAAGCGAUCUCAAACAUGAAAUGCGUGCCAAAGCCUACGAGGCGGCUGAAUAUUCUGAAUCCACCUCAGAUGGUUUAGCCAUCAAUCUAACGCAUUCUCCCAUGCCAGAUGUACAAAUGAAGGGUGCCACCCUGGGUGUACCCCUGGCCGGUCCCGUCAAAUUGGAUGAAAGAUUUUCAGGUGACUUUGGUGAUCGCUAUAAUAGAUCGUGUAAUAUAAAAAAUAUUAAAAAUCAAGACUACAAGGAGUCCGUUAAUGGUUAUGCUCCUUAUUUCGAAUAUGCUUUAGAUUACAGUCCUCCCAAUGAUAAUAAAAAUUCGAUGGGUUCUGUGUCGAAAAGUAAUUCAACUACGAUAAGUUCGGCUACUUUGCCUCACUAUUCGAAUCCUGCUAGCACAACGGGUAAUAUGAGUUUACCCAGGAAUCGUGGUGAUAUGCAACAGCAGUCUAUGAAUAAUGGAUUUUUAGGACAACCACUAUUACAAAAUGGCAUUGACAGUCGUUUUAGUGCCAUUUAUGGCAAUCCUUAUCUGCGCACCAAUUCCUCCAUACUCCCACCUCUGCCGCCUCCAAGUACUGCCAAUCCAGCGGCAACACCAGCACCACCGCCUUAUCAUGCACCCCGUAAUCAUGGCAAUCUCAUGGGCAACGGAGUAAUGGGAAGUCUAAAAAAUUUCGGCACCGCCAACAGUAUAAUCAGUGGCUCCAAUGGUCCGGCUAGUGUAAGUGGCAGCAGUUCAAAUCUCACCGCCAGCAGUAAUACUUUGGCGGCUACACCGCUACAACAGCCCACAGUGGGUACACCCUCCGGUCACGUGUCAUCCUCAAGCGCAACAACAGCACAAAGUCCAUCGGGUCAAUUCAUACUACCGUCAAAUGGCAAUGCGGCGAAAAAAGGCGCAUUGGCAACGCAUGUCUAAAGCGGGUAAAAUGAAAUUAAAAGUUAAAAAAAAAUAAACGAAACAAACGAACGAAUGAUAUAAACGAAUUAACCCGGUAACGGAAGUUUUAUUCAAAUUUUUAUAGAAAAAAACAUAUUGUGAUUUUUAGCGUUAAUUAUUUACCUAUGGCAAACUAUGUACAUUUUUAACC
Messenger RNA from Calliphora vicina (urban bluebottle blowfly), 3711 nucleotides. It is a transcript of the gene kirre, whose product is annotated as kin of irre. The transcript has 7 exons. Bases 735 to 3539 code for a protein of 934 amino acids. The record is from RefSeq and is a predicted model, not a curated record. Gene Ontology annotation, molecular function: cell adhesion molecule binding. Gene Ontology annotation, cellular component: cell-cell junction; plasma membrane. Lineage: Eukaryota; Metazoa; Arthropoda; Insecta; Diptera; Calliphoridae. Gene Ontology annotation, biological process: cell-cell adhesion.